UACUAGAGGAGUAUUUCCAUCCUAUAGGCGCAGAGUAGCUGUGAUUGGUCCCCAAAAUAAUUGAUAGUUUACAAUCUGGCUGAACUAGAAGAGGUAUAAAAGUAUAUAAACGAAGGCAUUGAUUAGGGCUGCAAAACGACUCAACUUGUAAAGGUGAUUAGAUUUUAAAUUCUAACACAGUUUUUCUGACUGUGCUUCCUGUUUCCUGCAGACGUCCAGCAGCUGGUGGUUAAAGAAGAGGUUCCCCCUGAGCAGCAGGAGUGGAGCUCCAGUCUGGACCAGGAGGACCCAGAGCCCCCCCCAGACAUUAAAGAGGAACAGGAGGAACUCUGGAUCAGUCAGGAGGGAGAGCAGCUUCAUGGGCUGGAGGAGGCUGAUAUCAUUGAGUUCAUCUUCACUCCUGUCCCUGUGAAGAGUGAAGAUGAUGAAGAGAAACCUCAGUCCUCUCAGCUUCAUCAAAGACAAACUGAACACAUGGAAACAGAAGCUGAUGGAGAGGACUGUGGAGGACCAGAACCAGCCAGGAGCUCAGAUCCAGAGAGACAUUUACAACCAGAGACUGAGGACAACCCUGGAGACUCUCCUGAACCAGACACUGAAGACAACCCUGGAGACUCUUCUGAACCAGAGGCUGAGGACAACCCUGGAGACUCUUCUGAACCAGAGACUGAGGACAACCCUGGAGAUUCUUCUGAACCAGAGGCUGAGGACAACCCUGGAGACUCUCCUGAACCAGACACUGAAGACAGUGCUAGUUGGAGGGAGACCGGAGAACCUCAGUCAGGUUCAAACUCCCAGGAAAAUAAACAAGACCCUGUCAGUGAUUCAAGGUGUAGUGCUGGAGAGAAACGCUUUAGGUGCUCUCAGUGCAGGAAAAGAUUUGUCCGCAAGUUAGGUCUGAAAGUUCACAUGAGAGUUCACACAGGAGAGAAACCAUUCAGCUGCUCAGUCUGUAAGAAAUCAUUUUCAGUGAGAGGUCAGUUAAAGAGCCACAUGGCAGUUCAUACUGCAGAGAAACCAUACAGCUGCUCAGUCUGUGAGAAAUCAUUUAAACAGGAAAGAAGUUUAAAUAGACACAUGAUAGAGCACAUUGCAGUGAAACCAUACCGCUGCUCAGUCUGUAAGAAAUAUUUUACAAUAAAGGGACAUUUAACAAUUCACAUGAGAGUUCAUACAGGAGAGAAACCAUAUGGCUGCUCAGUCUGUAAGAAAUAUUUUACAAUAAAGUCAGGUUUAACAAGUCAUAUGAGAGUUCAUACAGGAGAGAAACCAUAUGGCUGCUCAGUCUGUAAUAAAUCAUUUACACAGGCUAAUAGUUUAAAUAGACACAUGAGCGUUCAUACAGGAGAGAAACCAUACAGCUGCUCAGUCUGUAAUAAAUCAUUUGCACAGGGAAACAGUUUAAAGAUACACAUGAGGACGCACAUAACCAAUCAGCCGCAGUGUUUCAGACUGAAGAUGGAUGACCAAGCUACAUCUGAUGAGACACAUGAUGAGGCCGAAGUGACUGAUGAUCGGAAAGAUUCCCUCAGUCAGUUUUAAAAUCUCUAAACAGUAACAAAGGUCCUGUCAGUGCUAUAAGACGCAUCACUAGCAAGCUACCAGUCAGAGAUCUGAGUGGGAAAUAUUAGGCCUGAAAGAAAGUCUGAAGAGACGUAAACAUCAGAUCAGUUCAUCAGCACAACUCUCAACAUCCAUAUCAAUAAUAUCAUCAGAACAUGAACAUAACCAAGAACCAUCAUUAUUCUUAUUUUACUCACUGUGCUUUUACUCUGUGUUUAUGUUUUAUGUUAUAAAUAUAUAUUUGAAUAAUU
Molecule: messenger RNA, 1814 nt
Organism: Gymnodraco acuticeps
Lineage: Eukaryota; Metazoa; Chordata; Actinopteri; Perciformes; Bathydraconidae
Product: gastrula zinc finger protein XlCGF8.2DB-like
Exons: 1
Coding region: 475-1542 (355 amino acids)
Biological process (GO): regulation of transcription by RNA polymerase II
Molecular function (GO): DNA-binding transcription factor activity; RNA polymerase II cis-regulatory region sequence-specific DNA binding
Source: RefSeq, a predicted model, not a curated record